UAUACUGUGUACAUUGUUGUAAGCAAAGGGAAUUGGUGUGCACAUAAACUCACCCUCGUACGAUGGCCACUUUGGAGGACAAAUUGCUCGGCGAAAAAUUGGAGUAUUAUUGCAGCAGCAGUGAAGGCGAAGACAAUGGCGAUGAUGAAGCUGGCGAUAACCAGCCGGGUGCUAAAGGCGGGCAAAGCAAGUCCGCGGGGCUGACCAUCAACACUGACCCCAAUGCGGCGCCGGCUGGCGGCUAUCGCCAACAAGCGUCCACCAACACGGGACCCAAAGGCGUGGUCCAGGACUGGCAGCGUUUCAAGCAAUUGGAGGCGGAGCGGCGCGAAGAGACCGAACGGCAGCGCCUGGCAUUGGCCCAAAAGUUAAGCAUGACAACGGCGACCGCAGCCGAGGAUGAGGAGCGCAAGCGGCAGGAAGAGCUCGAUGCAGAGCUGGCCGAGCUAAUGAGUGAAGAUUUUCUGCAGCAAUUCCAGAAGCAGCGCAUGGCCGAAAUGCUGCGACAAACGGGCCACAAUCAACAGUUUGGCAAGGUGCAGCAGCUGAGCACCCACGAGGAGUUCCUGGCCUGUGUGGAGAAGGAGAACAAACAUACGACGAUCAUCAUACACAUCUACGAGCGUGCCUUGCCUGCUUGUGCCACACUUAACAAGUGCCUGGAUAGCCUGGCCAUUGACUAUCCGUCCAUAAAGUUUGCUAAGAUCUGCAGCUCUGUGGCUGGCAUGAGUCGCGACUUUCGCACCAAAGGCCUGCCCGCCUUGCUGGUCUACAAGGCGCAGGCAGUGAUUGGUAACUUCGUGCGCCUCACUGACGAUCUCAGCGAUGAUUUCUUUGCCUCCGAUGUCGAGAGCUUCCUCAUCGAGCACGGCAUCAUAGUGGAUAAGGCCUUGUACAAUUAGAUAUAUAGUUUCAGCAACAACCAAAUAUGUGUUCUGCAUUUAAGCUGAAAACUCGCCCACAUUUAAUAAUCUAAUUGUCACCUCAUGCUUACUCAUUGAAACGCCUCGUUGGGGCCCAAGACAAUUAAUUUGAGUUCAUUUGGGUUUUAUUUUGUUUUGUUUCCAUUUAGCAAGUAUAAGUAUAGUUGCAUUAUAUGUAUGAUUCAUUUCUUGUAUACAGCAGUUUCAGGAAAACAGAACGUGGACGUGGAGAGCGCCGAUUAAAAGAAAGCCAAAUAAAAAGUAUUCUAAAAAUGUGUAUUUAUGUAUUCGAAACGCGUUUGCGGUAAUUACAAGUUAGAUAUAUAUAUAUGUACAACUAUGUAGGUGUGUAUAUGGAACCGAACAGAAUAGAUCAUCAUACUGUACUAUAAAUAGUAGUAGUUCAUAAAUCAUUCUUCACAUCUGUAUUACAAUCUAUAUGCAUAUAGACGUAAUUGUAGGUGCUAACCCGAAUGUACUUCACUCGAACGCGAACUUUGUAAGAUUUUAUAUAGAUACUAUACUAUUUAUACAUAUAUAUAUAUAUAUAUAAGUAUAGUUAGCUUAGAGCCUAACAUCAUACACAGCAAUAAAAAAGAACUAUGUUGAUAUAAUAAAGUUGUUUUCUAAUCAACAAA
Messenger RNA from Scaptodrosophila lebanonensis, 1561 nucleotides. RefSeq names its product phosducin-like protein. The coding region runs from base 63 to 902 and encodes 279 amino acids. Lineage: Eukaryota; Metazoa; Arthropoda; Insecta; Diptera; Drosophilidae. Gene Ontology annotation, biological process: regulation of G protein-coupled receptor signaling pathway. The record is from RefSeq and is a predicted model, not a curated record. The transcript is spliced from 2 exons.